UUGCGCAGGCGCAGAGGACUGGGAGACUGGAACAGAACAGAAGCGCGGCGAAUUCAAGAUGGCGGACAAGACGCUGGAAAAAACUCGUAAGAGAAGGCAUUUUGAAAUGGAUAGCGCACGACAAUCGCCCUUCCAAAGUCUCGAAAUUGUAGUCAAUCCUCGGGCAUAGUUUCAAAAGCACCGCGCGGUCUUAACGUUACUGAGUUCGCCGAGUCCAGGGCAUUGGAAAUUCAAAAUAUGACCCAGGCGUUGUCAAUGGCUGCGAAGCAGAGUAAUAAAAGAGUAUUUCAGUCAUUACCUCGACACAUGAGGAGACGUGCAGCCAGUCAUAAUCCCAAGCGAUUACCUGUUAGACUAAGAGAGGCACAUAACCGAGAGGUCUCCAAAUCGCAAGAGAAGCAGAAAGAGCCUUUGAAACAAAAAAAAUCACGCCGACAUCGACGGAAAGUCGGCAACCUUCUCAAAGAGUACAUUCGACGUCAAAAGAAACAUGUUUGGCUAGAGACGCAUGUUUGGCACGCAAAACGCUUUAAAAUGAUGGAGAAAUGGGGCUAUAAGAUUCCACUUCAUCCUAAUGAUAAGAGCGUACGUGCUUCUUAUAGAGCGAUGGCGUAUGGUUGUCUUCUGCAGGAUAUAUCUUACUAUCAAUGCAUCGAAAUUGAAGGAAGAGAGAAUUUGAUGUUGGCUGCAAUGAAACAUUUGACAAAUAAUGAAGUUGGUUUGACAAUGGCCGCUGCAGAUUAUAGGACUGGACAAUACGAAGGUCGUACUAUACUCUAUCGUUGUGACAAAUAUCCCAAUCACGUCAUCGGACCAGUCAUGUUUCUAUGGCAACAGACACUUGAUAGAGAAAGUUCUCGGAAACUUUGGGUGUGGUCACAUCCGUCAUGCGCAGACGAAGUUGCACAGGAAAUACAACAAGCCUGUUCCAUUGAGGCUUCAACGGAAUUUAUCAACACAAAACCGUGGCAAUGCAAGGACGAAGGCUCAAUAAGCGAGGAGUCUUCCACGAAGAUCACAGCAAAUGAAAACAACGAGUCUGAAGCUGAAAAGAAAGUUAAGUCCACGCCAUUAUCUGGGAAUGUUAAGGAUAAAAAUCAAACUGAAGAGGGACGCAAUAGGAUGGAUAACGAGAAAACAAAUACUUCAUUUAACCACAAUGAAAAGAAAGAAGGUCUUACAGUGACGGUCAUUCACGAAGAACUAGUAAGAUUUCGUUUGACUGGACCGAAAUCAUACACUCUUUUGGCGGCCACAUUGGAAUUGUGUAAUUGGCGUGUGAAACAAGUUGGAUCGCGAUGGUGGGAUAGGUACAUUGAAGAUAAAGAUAGGAUCAAGAUUAUUGUGGAACAAAACAAAAAUUGGGAACAAAUGAAAGGUUUGAUGUCACCUGGAAUGUUCAAAGCUGGCACCGUGAUGGCGUUAAUAGUGAAGGAUCCAAGGUUUGGUUUACCUGUAAGAAAAUCCAGCAUUGAUAUGGCGUCUGAAGAUAUCUACAACAAUAGGACGUCUACUGAUAUCGUCAUUCCAGACAGUUCACCAUCUCCAUUCUCUCCACUCUGGAACUCCGAGAUUCGUAAAGACGUCAAGAAAAGCAAGAUACCUGAAAAAGAUCUUAAUAAAUUGCGUUCACAGCAACGUGUUCCUGGUACAAAACUUGAUCUUGGAUAUGAUACGCCUAGAAUUCCUGUUUUGAUUAUCCAACAACCUGGCAACGAAGAAAACCUUCAGAAUUCUUCUCUCUACUUUGGCAGCGGUUGUGAUAUAGUACUUCCUGCCUCGUGGAGUAUGGCAUUCUGGAUAGCUCUUGUUUAUCGUGGGGCGCGUGUGGGCGGUGCACGUGAAUUGUUGACAUGUUCACGUGAGAAAGGCGUGCCGCAUUUUCCAUGUGAUUUCCCGGAUACGAAUGCUGGCUUCCAGCACAAUGAGGAACUGAAAAGGAGUGAAGAGGAUCAAUUUAAACGACAUCCACCAGCAAAACGGCCAAAUUACGACAAACUUGGGAUAACUUCUCCAUUUGGUCCUGACUGGAAUACAUUGGUUGCAGAAUGGUGUGGUGAGGUUGAAAGACUUGUGGUGUUGAUAAAAAACAUGAUUGAAUCCAACAAUUUCACCCUUAAGACAGAGACGGCUGAUUCUGAGAAAACCAUUCAUACGGAUACUGGUGAAUCUUCAGAGUCCAAGAUAUGUAGAAAGGAUAAUACUGAACACCAUUGUACAACAAGGGAUAGUUUAAGUGGUAAUGAGGACAAUAAUAAAACUGAGAACACCAAAGAAAAUGUUAUAGAGUCAGACAUACACUUCAAUGUCUUACGAUCGUUGUCGAUACGAAGAUGUCUUCGGGAUAUCACGGGAAGUUUAUCACCGGGUAAUUUAUCAUCUUGUAAAAAGCGCCGAGGUGGGACUAAGUCAAAACAUGACAUUCUAAAGUUUCUUUUAAACAAUGUCUCUUUGAAUUCUCGAUGUUUGAUCCAUCUUCAUGUUCGUCCUUUGAUGAAAGGAUCUCCUCAGAAUAACGCCAUAUUAUUCCUACCGACAGCAGAUGAUUUGAUGAAAUUACAGCAGGAUAAAAGCUACGGUGGUCCGGUGGAACAUGUACAUAAAACUUCACAAAGCUCAACAGUGAUUGGUCAAUCAUCUCGGAAAACUGUUGGCUGGAUUACAUCCGGCCAGUUUUCUUUUACACGUGGUCAAGGUUCAGCUAUUGGUUUAUGUACUUUCCCCGCAUUCAGUGAAUUGGUUGUAAGAACUUUACGGAUGAAAACCGGUCUUCUUCUUCUCGUGAGAAACUCCAACACAUUUCAAUAUCGAUUUGCGAGUGUUAUCGUUGUAUGAACGUCCAUAAAAUACUUUAAAUCAAAUAUUUAUUAUUGUGUAUUUAGAUUAUUGUGUGAAGAUAUAACUUGUAAAGGUUUUGUUCAAAAUAAUAACUUCUUCGGGAUUUUCCUCGUCCUUUUUUGAC
This is a messenger RNA of Xenia sp. Carnegie-2017, 2962 nucleotides long. Its product is annotated as ribonucleases P/MRP protein subunit POP1-like. The transcript is spliced from 7 exons. The record is from RefSeq and is a predicted model, not a curated record. Gene Ontology annotation, cellular component: nucleolar ribonuclease P complex; ribonuclease MRP complex. Gene Ontology annotation, molecular function: protein binding. Gene Ontology annotation, biological process: tRNA 5'-leader removal. Lineage: Eukaryota; Metazoa; Cnidaria; Anthozoa; Malacalcyonacea; Xeniidae. Bases 238 to 2835 code for a protein of 865 amino acids.